Molecule: messenger RNA, 563 nt
Organism: Caenorhabditis auriculariae
Lineage: Eukaryota; Metazoa; Nematoda; Chromadorea; Rhabditida; Rhabditidae
Source: the annotation of a GenBank genome assembly
AUGGUGCGAAGUUUUGUCGGAACCAUUGUAGGCCUCAAAUACCGCCUUAAAGUCCAACGCUACGACGACCGCGUUAUGAAAAUAGUCUUCCUGGCUGAAGGCAGAAAACUCCACUUCAUAUGCGCGUACGCUCCCCAACUCGGAUGCUCGGCAAAGUCAUUAGAAUACUUCUGGGACAUGUUGGACAACAUCACUGCAGAAGCGUCACUGGAAGACUACCUCAUCUACUCCGGCGACCUGAACACGUCGGCUCGAAAGCGGUGUCAUACCAAUGCAACGGAUCUCACGGCUACGGUGCAGCAAAUGAGGAGAGCGUGAGGAAUCUGGAGUACAGGACGAGCCAUGAAGCGAUCGUCGCCAACACGAUGUUCACAAAGAGGGAGUCUUACAUCAAGACGUUCUACAGCACAAGGGGCCAAACGCAGAUAGACUACAUCACAAUCAGAAGAGCGGACAGAUGCGCAGUGCUGGGCUGCAAAGCUCUCGCCUACGAGACGGUAGCGCCGCAGCACAGGCUUCUCCUGGCUGACCUACGGAUAGCGGCUGCGAAGAAGAUCAGAUGA